This is a messenger RNA of Spathaspora passalidarum NRRL Y-27907, 3150 nucleotides long. RefSeq names its product Cu(2+)-transporting P-type ATPase (gene CCC2). The record is from RefSeq and is a predicted model, not a curated record. Gene Ontology annotation, molecular function: ATP hydrolysis activity; ATP binding; P-type divalent copper transporter activity. Gene Ontology annotation, biological process: monoatomic cation transport; copper ion homeostasis. NCBI's taxonomy places the organism in Eukaryota, Fungi, Ascomycota, Pichiomycetes, Serinales, Debaryomycetaceae. Bases 1 to 3150 code for a protein of 1049 amino acids. The transcript is spliced from 4 exons. Gene Ontology annotation, cellular component: membrane.
AUGCCCAGUAUGCCACAACCGAAAACCGUCAAGUAUGCUCCCGUACUACAUAAUGAUUCAUCAAUAGAUAUCACUGUACAAGAGAUGGAACACUCCUCCCUGGUGUUCUCCCCUCUCCCUUCUCCAUACUCACCCACCCUUUCUUCCGCAUCUUCCACAACAUUGACAAUUCAAGGAAUGACAUGUGGGGCAUGCUCUGCUUCGAUCACCGAAUCAUUAAAGUCGACUCCUGGUGUUAUAGACGCCUCGAUCUCCUUGAUUACCGAAAACGGGUUAAUCACUCACGAUUCCAGCAUCAUAACUGCACAACAAAUCAAACAAACAAUCGAAGAUUGCGGAUUUGAUGCCCAGAUUCAAUCUUCUACUAAUAUAAUGAAGGAACAACCGUCAAGUCGCAGCGAUAUUCAAGAUGAAGAAGACACCAAUCUUCAAAUUGUUGGUAUUAGCAGUGCUGUUGAUGUCAGUGCGUUACGUUACAAUAUAGAGGCAUAUUUACACAGCUGUCCUGGUGUCAUAGAGUUUGUGCUUGUGCUAAGAAACAAUAGUAAUGAUAUUACCCAAGAAGACCAAUUAGAACAAUCUGAAGAUAGCACGGUAUUGACUGAUGAAAUAUCAAUCAAGUUUCAACCUUCUGCCGUUGGAAUAAGAGAUUUGGUUGACGGUUUGAAUGUGAUUGAACCUGGUGUUGAAUUUGUGGUUAUGAAUUCCUUGGAUCAAUCUUCGGCCGCUCAAUUAAAAUUAUUAUCUAAGGUGAAAGAUAUUGAAUACUGGAGAAAUAAUUGUAUCAAGUGUGUGAUAUUUGGUUUGCCCUGCGUUGUUCUUGAACAUGUUGAACAAAUGGAAUUCUGGAGAAGCAAGCUUGUAUUCCCUGGUCUUUUCUGGGUCACUUUAAUCCAAUUUGUUCUUGCAUCUUAUAUUCAAUUCAUUCUUGGUGCCGUCUUCAUCAAGAAAUUUAUUGCUUUUGUCCGUAAUGGAUUUAAAGGAGCCAGUAUGGAUGUUUUGAUUUGUAUCUCCACUGUGGUUUCGUACUUGUUUUCCUUAACCACAAUUACCCUUAGUGUUUGGUAUGGGGAAAAGGAACAUCCUCCAAAGGUCUUGUUUGACACUAUGGUUAUGAUUAUCUUGUUCAUUUCCUUGGGUAAGUUAUUAGAAAACAAAGCCAAGGGAGCCACUUCUACCGCAUUGUCCAAAUUACUUUCAUUAACCCCAUCUACAUGUGUCAUCGUCAAGGACGUAGCUGAUUACCAAUUAUUCAUGCAGCAACAAUCAGAAAAGACUUCUGCUGGUGCCAUUCAAGAUUUCGCCACCAGAACAAUCAGUAUUGAUUUGGUUCAACCUAAUGAUAUUGCCAUUGUUUUACCUGGAGGUAAAAUCCCUGCUGAUGGAACCAUUGUAUUUGGAGAAACUGAAAUUGACGAAUCAUUAAUCACAGGUGAAUCGCUUCCUGUCCAUAAACUCCGUGGUGAUCCUGUUAUUGGUGGUUCUGUAAACGGUCCUCAUUUAAUCCAUAUUCAAGUUUCUAAAACUGGAAAGAAAUCUCAACUUCAACAAAUCAUCAACCUUGUCAAAGAUUCACAAGUUAACAAGGCUCCAGUACAAAGAUACUCCGAUUACCUUGCUGCUAGAUUCAUCCCUGCCGUUAUCUUGCUUUCUAUUGUCACCUUUAUCUUGUGGCUGAUUGUAUGUUACACGAUCCAUCCAGACAAGUUACCAAAAAUCUUUGUUAAAGAUGCCAAUGGAAAAUUAUUUGUCUGUUUGAAAUUGGCCAUUUCCGUCAUUGUAGUUGCAUGUCCAUGUGCCCUUGGUUUAGCUGCUCCUACUGCUGUAAUGGUCGGUACCGGUGUAGGUGCUAGCAAUGGUGUAUUGAUCAAAGGUGGUGACAUCUUGGAGAAAGCCACUGGUAUUAAUGUCAUUCUUUUCGAUAAGACAGGAACUUUAACCACGGGUGAAAUGUCCCUCGUUAGCGCAACUCCAAAAAUUGAAAACUUGAAAUUAACUGUGAAGGACUGGUGGAACUUGAUUGGAUCAGUGGAGUGCAACUCGGAACAUCCAACUGGGAGAGCAUUGACCAAAAUCGCCAAGAAUCAGUUGAACAUGAAUUUUGACGAAGAUCAAUUUGAUACAAUCAUUGAUGAAGUCAAGGUUGUUACUGGUGCUGGUAUCCAUGCCAAUGUUCAAUUACCUUCUGGUGACAAGUACAAUGUGCAAAUUGGUAAUCACAAGCUAAUUGAAACCUUGUGCCCUCAAUUCUUACCUGAUGUUCAAAAAUUAAACUUGGAUAACUCAAACAACACUUUAUCACACGUGAUUAUCAACAAUCAAUAUUGUGGGUACAUAGAGUUGAAGGACACCCUCAAGGAUGGUUCUUGGGAUGUAGUACAUUACUUACAGCGUCAAGGAUAUAUUGUUGGUAUGGUUACCGGUGACAAACGAGGGGCCGCUUGGAAAAUUGGAAGAGAAGUUGGUAUUCCAGAAUCAAAUAUCUUUUAUGAAGUGUCUCCAAUCCAUAAAGAUGCCGUUAUAACUGAUCUCAAGAACAGAUUAGGUGGUAAUGAUAAUGUCAAGGUCGCCUUUAUCGGUGAUGGUAUCAAUGAUGCUCCUGCAUUAGCCAACGCGGACAUUGGUAUGGCGAUUAGUUCGGGGACAGAUAUCGCCAUUGAAAGUGCUGAUGUUGUUUUGCUUGGAAGCAGUAAGAAACAACAGACCGAUCUUCACGGCGUCAUUAAUGCCCUUCAGAUCUCCAACGCCACAUUCACUAGAAUUAAGGUAAAUUUUGUGUGGGCUGCCGGGUAUAAUUUCCUCAUGUUACCUUUUGCCAUGGGUUGCUUCCUUCCGUUGAAUGUGAUGUUACCUCCAAUUGCCGCAAGUGCGGCUAUGAUGUUGAGUUCCGUUAGUGUGGUUUUAAGUUCAUUGUUUUUGAAGAAUUGGAAAUCUCCUGUGAUUUCAUCAGGGGCUAGAGGUAAGGAAGAUUUGGAAGCUGGGACAAGCACGUUUAAUUUAAAGACUGGUACGCUUGAAGAAUUUAAUGAAGUCAAGAGAACUCGUGGGUUUAGAAUUGGUAGAUUGUUUUCUAUGUUUAAGUUCCACAAGAGAGAAACGAAGUUUGUGAAUCAUGAAUAUGAAUUGGUGCCUACUCAAUCAAGAAAUUAA